CCUCUCAAUAGUAUAGGAUGGUUGAUCAUGAUCCAUUCCUUCAGAUUCAUGAUUAUAUGGAUACAAACUCCAGUAGUUAUCCACAACAGAUUUAUUAUUUCGAGGCAAAGAAUGUGAUUGAGAAUUUAAUUCCUGGAACUUGUGUUUCUUUUCUUGGUUUAAGUUUUUUAAUCUCCCGAGAACCCUUGAUCUGUGGUCCGACUAAAUCAGAGUUCUGGCGAGGAAUUAUUCAUCUGUUCUUAACCUCAGCUUCUGUUCUAGCCACAGUGCUCAUAUAUCAUUUCACUACCAGUACUACUCAUCCUGACAUUGUCUCUGGCGGCCUAGGCGGGAAUAUAUCCGAUUAUAUAUCCAUAAAAACAGAUUUGGAGAUAAUAAGUUCUCCGGGUUCUUUAUCAACCUGUAGUUUAGCAGCACUACUUACCUUCUACUUUACAGUUUGCCUUCAUUCAUUUUCAAUCAUUUUCAAAUCUAGUCUACCUGGUCUACCCUCCAGAUACCUUCUUGCUCUUGCUCUGACAGUUCUAACCAUAAUCUCUACCUCCAUGACCACGGAUUCUGGAGAACAAAUCCACGAAAUCAAAAAUGGCGCCGCUCAUUCAGCUGUUUUGAACAGUGUAUCAGCUGUGCUUGCUUCUGGGACACUUUUUUCUACGUCGGUAGUGCUGCCCUCUAUAUUUACAAUACUUACAGGAAGCUGGAGGUUACAUCAGUUCGUACAGCUGGAAGCUGAUAUAAAAUGGCGGCUUGUUCUUUUCUGCUGGCAUAUUCUAGCAGUCUCACUCUUCUGUCUUAUAUUCACUAGAGUCAGACUAACCCUUCAUAAUGCCCUGAAGGAAGGAAAGAAAUCCAUGAAACAGAAGCAGAAAAUCCACAAACCUUCGAACUACCAGAUAACGAUAGAGAGGUCGAUAACCAGCGAAUCCGAGGAUUCGUUAAAUGGCUCAACAGCAAGAAAAGGGGAUCUCCGAGGAGGGGAGGAAGGUGGGGAGGGUCGGGAGGGAGUAGAACGGAUUGAAAGAGUUUCUCCUCUAGAAGAGUUUAAUACACUCUACAGAAAUAAGGAUAUGGUUCGGGCAUCCAUUAAACUUAAAGAAAGCAAUGUCAUUUAG
This is a messenger RNA of Eurytemora carolleeae, 1112 nucleotides long. RefSeq lists its product as uncharacterized. Lineage: Eukaryota; Metazoa; Arthropoda; Copepoda; Calanoida; Temoridae. The record is from RefSeq and is a predicted model, not a curated record. Bases 18 to 1112 code for a protein of 364 amino acids. The transcript is spliced from 4 exons.